UUCCCUACUGCGCAUGCGCCGAGGGUCAGCGCCCGGCGCUGCAGCCCCUCCUCCUGGCGCCGUCCGUCCGUCCAUUAGCGCGGGGCUGGCGAGAUGAGCGCGCGCUCCCUCUCCAAGGGCUGCUUUGUUUUUAAACCAAACCCCAAGAGGAGAAAAUUGUCUCGGACAACAGCUGACUAUUUCAGAGAAGGAAGCAGUGAUUUGGAGGACAGUGAGCUACGGUUUGCUACUUGCCAGUCAUUACAGAAACAGGUCAAAUCAGAAACAGAGCAAAUAGAGGAAGUAUUGAAUGAACAGUUAUUUGAUAACCUAGUGAGUUUUUUGAGACGGUCUCAUUCUGCAUUCCAAGAGAAGACAACAGAAUGGACGUGGCGAAUGAAGUCCAGAGAAAUCCCUACUGCAGCUCUUGUCUUAGGUGUGAAUGUUACAGAUCACGACUUCACCUUUAGAAGUCUCUCAGAAUUCCUUCAGAAUAAUGUUACUCCUUACAUAGCGUUGCUGGAAGCCAAAGAUUGCCCAGGCAUUAAAAAUCUGAUGCAGAAGCUGUUGGGACAGCUGAUGAACUGCUGUAUAGAUGUGGACUCAUCAGAAGAGGAGGACUACGAACAGGUUUCCCGUAAUAGAGUUCGUUGUUCGAUGACUUCUCUUAUCAGCUGGUAUGAGAGUGCAACAAAGAAAACAGAUUCUGAGACUCCAGGCAAAAAAAGAACAUCUUCCAGACACUGGCAGUCUCCUCCAGUUGUUGUUAUCUUCAAAGACAUGGAAAGUUUCACCACAAAAGUACUUCAGGACUUUGUGCUUAUCAGCAGUCAGCAUAUUGGUGAAUUUCCUCUUGUACUGAUUUUUGGAAUUGCUACAUCUCCAAUGAUUAUCCACAGCUUACUUCCUCACUCUGUUUCCUCUCUGCUGUGCAUAGAGCUUUUUCAGUCCCUUUCCUGUAAGGACCACCUGUCUACUAUAAUUGACAAGGUACUUUUAACAACCCAGUUUCCACUUAAACUGAGUGAGAAAGUUCUGCAGGUUCUCAUCAACAUAUUCCUCUACCAUGAUUUUUCUGUCCAGAACUUUAUCAAAGGAUUUCAGCUCUGUAUUGUGGAGCACUUCCAUUCCAAUCCUCUUAGUAUACUGUGUUGCCAGCUGGAAGAAGCAAAGAGGAGAGUAAAUUCUUUAUCACAUAAUCAGUGUGAAAACGUUCGAAGACUGCCCUCUUUUAGAAGGUAUGUGGAAAGUCAAGUCUCAGAGGAACAGAUCGCACUGCUGACAGCAGACAGUUCCUUAAAGGAAGCAGUGCGGAAGCUGCUAGAGGACUUGAAUGUUUACCAUGAAAAUUAUUUUCCCAUUCUGAGAUGUCUUCAUGUUUUCACAUCUUCUCUUCCAAAGUAUCCUUUGGGCAAGCAGAUCAGGGAACUGCACUGUGCAUGUUUGGAAAACCGAGUGUGGGAGACGGAAGAGUAUGAGUCAUCACUUCAGUUAGCAAGAAUGUUGAACAAGUCUGAUUUGCUAACCAUGCUUCAAAAGUGUGUGGAAAUUCUUGUGUCAUCUCCUGGAAGGGAGUUUGAUGAGAUAGUAGAGAAGCUGAAAGAGUUCUUGACCCAGUUUCAGAAACUAGAAGCAGAAGCUUACCAAGAACGAGAUGAGUCCGUAUCGCCCCAAAAAGAGCUCCAGAAGAAGACAAAUCUUUAUAAUCUCCAGAAGACUUUGUUGGAGUUGAAGGAAUCAAGGCGGUCUAAGAAACUGACCAAGUUUGAAACGCUUCGUUUUGAAGUUGUUGACUAUAUAGACAGUCUUGUAAGACGUUACCUUGUUCCAGCAGACCACAAGACUCUGCAUGAGAUCGUGUAUUUCAACACAGCCAGUGUUCUCCGCGAGCACCUGAAUGCUGCCCCGAGGAUUGCACUGCACACAGCUUUGAAUAACCCAUACUCCUACCUGAAGAGUGAAGCACUGAAGAGUGAUGGAGGAAGCAUUUCUAACAAAGCUCCUGACAUAUGCAUUGCCUACAAGCUUCAUUUGGAGUGUGGCAGAUUGAUUAACCUCGUGGAUUGGUUAGAGGCUUUCUCGACCGUGGUGACAGCAGCUGAGGGACCAACUGCAGAUGCAGCUUCCUCAGACCAGGUGGAUGAUGUUAUACACGCUCGUUUUAUUCGAGCUGUUUCUGAACUGGAACUCCUGGGCUUCAUAAAGCCCAGCAAGCAGAAGACGGAUCACGUGGCACGGCUGACCUGGGGAGGCUGUUAAUGUGCCACCACAACCUUAAUAAAGCUGUUCUUUGUAACCUGGUGCAAUGGCUGUGCUCCCACUCAACCAGUCUUUGUGUAACUGAGUCAGUGUUGGAGAUGACUGAAUGCUGAGCUGUGUUCCGAGUAACUUCAGUAACCAUUUUGUUUUUAAACAUCUGCCUCCAUACUGUAAUGUACUGCUCAUGAUCCAAGUACUGCAGCGUUGCACUCAUUUUAAUGUUCUUUGAUGUAGGAUAGUCAACGCUAUACUGAUAUAAUUCAGGCUACCAAGCCAAAAUGAGAACACUGGAUGUGUCAGCUGCAGCAGUGAUGAAGCAGUAGCAUUAACUUGCUCAUGAUCAGAUAGUAAUUGAAUCAUCAUUAUAAAAUGCAUUCCAGAUCCUUGAACUACACGUUUAGUAAAAAAAAAGACACCAAGCUCCCACCCUCAGCAGCUGCUCCGUGUCCUUCAAACCAGAAGUCAUCACAGCACCUUGAAAAACUUGAUCAGAAGGAAGAGGGAGGGAUGGAAUGAUGACAGUGCAGGUGUUUGUUCUCUGCGAAGAGAAGCAAGCUGUACAUUGUUCCAGUGAAGCUGAGCAGCACUAGCUAAUUUGCUGUUGGGGAAUUUGUGUCAUCUAUUGGCUAGGAGCACUAAAGCACUGCUCUUCUGGCAUCUUCAGCCAGUAACUGCCUUGGGGACAGAUCCUGUGAAGGCACUUGGCCCUGCAGUGAGAAAGCCAGGAUGCUGAGCCCUGGCACUGCCCAAGUGACCCCUUUUUUCUCUGCUGCACACAAGCUAUGCUACGCGUCUUACAUGUCAAGCUUUAACUUUACGCACUCAAAUUUGGGCAGCAAAUGAGUUCAUGCUGAUGUCAUUGUCCCAUUUUCCAAUCAUGGAAAAACCCUUCCAAACUAACAAGGAAAAGCUGCUUUUACCUCCAGAACAGGGUGAAGGUCUGCUAUGCAUGAUAAACAUGAUUGUCCUGCAGCAGCUCAGCUGUAUGGUUGGAGCCUUCAGCUCAGCCUUCAUCACCCAGCAAAGGGCUGCACUGUUAGAAAAACAUUUAGACUGUGCUAAGCUGAAUGGUAAUUAUUCAGCUUAUUGCAAAAGACCAAGAACACCUUCCAGACUCUCAGCUGACUGCCUCUGCUUUCCUUUGGUUAGAGGUAUGUAAGUGCUGCACUGGGUGCAGACAUUCAGCUGUCACUGGAAUCCUGAUGCUUUCCUCUUUGCUGCAUUGUACUCCAGCCUUCAUACAGUAGUUGGGAACGAUAGCAGAGCUCUGAAGUUUGAAUCACAUGAGUAAAAUACAGCUGUGCAAGAACAGGGUAAGUCCUAUCACAAAAACCUAGAACUUAAGCUAUUUCCAAGGAGCAGAUAGAAGUUAUGUUAAAGUAUCCUGAGAAAGAACAGGAGCCAUGUAUUUUUGCGUCUUUAUAACUGCAGAGACACAAGUAAUGCUUCCUGCUGUACUAUGUUCUGAAUGGUGUCAAGGCUGAGCAAGAAGAGUUAUCAGCCUUUAUAAUGCCUAAUCCUGCAAUGUCGGAAGCAUCUCAACAAAAACUCAAAGCAAGAACUUCUAGGAUCUUGUAGAGCAACUGAAAUUUCCUCUCUCCCACCAAAUCGACUCCAGAGCCCAAGCUGGUGGCAUUUGUACUUGUGAAAUUUCCAAGCAGAAAGGAAAUUUCAGUAGUUGUGGAAUGCUAUGUAAGCAUUCUGUGUUCUCAACCUGGCCUAUUUAUCUUGCAAGUACACUUGAAAAAUGGAAGUGAGCAGCAGAACAGCCCAAUAUCUGACUGCUCAGCAGGACGUGCAGCCAAGCGCACCUCACACUGCCUGCAACCUGCCACCUAAUGUAGCCAAACACUAGACUGGGCCCCAGCAGCUCACUUUCAGACCUAAAGAGCUCAAAUAUUCAGUAAUAAAGGGAAGCAAUCUUUAACAAGUACACGAUGUGCCCAUGUAGAAUGCAUCUGUCUUCUCUCAAUGUUUUUACAUUUCUUGUAAAUACUCAGAACUCACCCUCGCUCACCGUAGCUGACACUGUAUGCAGUGCCCGCAGCUUUCAGCAGUACUGCAGAAACCUCAACCCAGAACGUUCACUGUUGGAAGAAUUCACUGUUUUUCUCUGCUGUAACAUUUGAAGGUUUUUGCUGUUCCCUGAUAGCCUCCUUGCUGAUUUCAAACACAAGAAACUUGAGAAGGUAAACAGUGAAAGAUCCUAUUGCAACAGUAAGGCAGGACAAACCACUGCUAAAGCCAAACAUUCAUCCUCACAUAUUUCACCUGAGAAUUACUUCUCUGCAAAGUCACGAGCAAUGCUCCACAAUGGGAGCACAAACCGGCUGUGGAAUCACACAGGUAAAUCAAUCAUUCCCAAUGACCAGCUCAUGACCAGAGCGAGCCUUCACAGCACAGCUCCUGUCCACACUGCGGUAACAGUCCUGCUGUGUAAGACCACAUAGCAGGUCUCGAGCACCAGCACAGGACUGCAUGCAUCCCCUUCCUUUUCAGCUUUGAAAAACACUGAAGAAUCUUUAUUAUGUGCUUCCUUAUCUAGACAAAAAUCAACACACAAUGUACAUGCUGCUUUCUCACUUUACAGUAACCAAAGUCUGCCUGGAAAGAUUUUAAGCAUCACUAUCUUAAAAACAGGUUAACCAAGAUCUUUAACGCUGCAAAGCUGCAAUGAACUGCCCUCUAUUUGCCUUGCUUUUGGACUGCAGAUAAAUAGAAAUAGGGAAGAAAAAAAAAAGUUACUCUUACCCCUUUCUAAUGUAUCUCUAAGCCCUCCACAACACCUCUGAAAAGCUGCCAAAGCAGAUGUGUUCUUUAAGCACCACCAGACUCCAUCGCAUAACCAUAGAAAAAAAGCAGCCAGUCAUUUUCCCACCAAUGAGCAUGCUAGCUAUUGCAAGCCUGAUGUGUGACAGUCAUCACAUCAGCUAUCAAUCACUGAACUCACAGAAUGGAGUCCAUCCAAGCAGCAGGUAAAAAAAAGACUUCAAAGAAUGCAACCUUAUUUUCCAAAGAGGCGCAGAUGAAGCACACUGCAGCGGUGAUGCACAGGCACCCGCGUGGCAUUCAUCUGCCAGCAGGCUGUUUACUAUGCAUGAACGUGGGGCAGCACAGGAAUAACUGGGUGCUAGCAUGACAUCACUUCUUGUUUCUAAUGGCUCUUAAUAUCCUGAAAAUUAAGAUAAGCUGAGACACAAUCACAACAGCUGUUAUUUUAAUUCUACCACCAACUCUCAGGCAUGUACUGUUUUCUGUCAAGCCAGAUUGAGGACCCUUGGAACACAGGUGAUAAAGGAGGUGCAAUGGCAUUCUGCUGGAAUUCUGCAGUGGUCCAUCUGGGAGCUUUCCUUGUCUGGACAAGGUGAACACGUGGGGAUCUGAGGAGUAAGGAGGGGCUGAGAACCCCAAGGCAGAAAACAGAAGUGACAGCCCCCAGCAGUUCUGUCAUUACGUUCAGCAAUGGAAGACCCAAAAGUAACAGAGUUCUUAUCUCGACCGCUCCGAAAUACAGUUAAGAAGAAAAUAUUCUUUUUAGAGGUCAGAUAAAGUCAAAUAGACUUUGGGAAAGCAUGCAGAAAACAGAUACUGCGGCUUUGUGCAUAGUUCUGCACCUAUGUCACUACUAAAGGAAAUAAAAUUCAUGAAGAGCCACCAUGAAAAGCCAAGUCACACGGCUUUUCUAGAACCCUACGACUGUGUAGAUCUACCAGCUGAAGUUACAAUUACAUUUCAACUAAAACUUUUCCCCAUUAAUUUGAAGUGGAGGCAUACAGACUUCCACUUAAGCAGAGGCUGACAGUAAGUGAAUGCAGAGAACACUUUAACCAAGAGAUUACUCCAAAAAAGCUCCUGAGUCCCAGAAACAUAAUCCAAGUAAUGUGAUGAGCAAUACUUGUACCCAUGGCACAGAGAUCUGGAAUCACCGUGUAGCAACAACAUUUCAGUCAUUUACAGUGACUCAGAACCGCACAGACAACGGCAGCCACCCCUGAUACAGCAGUUUGGAAACAGCUGAGCGUAUCUAAGAACAAACUCCUGGACCAGCACACAGAGAUUGCACACCUCCAGCUCUCCCAGCACCUGGGUAGUUGCAGCUUGUGGUGCAAGCAGCCGCUCUAUCUGUGAGCACAUCUCCUUUGAUGUGUCACUCAGAACUGAAGGAAGAUGAGCACAGCUGUUGAGUCAGCGGCAGUGGCUUAAAGCAGCACUGGCAGUUGUAUAACAAACAUGCCUCCGUAACUACAGACCGCAUCCAACCUAACACAAUUUGCGGCCUCUGAAGGCUUACGUAACAUUUUCAUCCACUUUUU
Messenger RNA from Lagopus muta (rock ptarmigan), 6551 nucleotides. RefSeq names its product origin recognition complex subunit 3 (gene ORC3). Gene Ontology annotation, molecular function: DNA replication origin binding. Gene Ontology annotation, biological process: DNA replication initiation; DNA replication. Bases 94 to 2238 code for a protein of 714 amino acids. The transcript has 20 exons. Lineage: Eukaryota; Metazoa; Chordata; Aves; Galliformes; Phasianidae. The record is from RefSeq and is a predicted model, not a curated record. Gene Ontology annotation, cellular component: DNA replication preinitiation complex; nuclear origin of replication recognition complex; nuclear pre-replicative complex.